This is a messenger RNA of Emericellopsis atlantica, 988 nucleotides long. RefSeq lists its product as uncharacterized. NCBI's taxonomy places the organism in Eukaryota, Fungi, Ascomycota, Sordariomycetes, Hypocreales, Bionectriaceae. The record is from RefSeq and is a predicted model, not a curated record. The transcript is spliced from 2 exons. The coding region runs from base 239 to 778 and encodes 179 amino acids.
AUUGUGUUCGAUUGCUGCCCAUGAUAAUCAUAUCAGGCACGAAUUUGACCAGGCCCAAUCUAGGAGGUGACUUGAUCGUCAGAUUAUGCAUGCGAUCUUGCGGAGGCGGUUGCAGAUAGAAACUCCCAAGGUUACCCCAAUUCUGGCACAAGGGGACGUACCAGCCAACUGUAAACAAUCAUCGGCUUGCUCAACCAUCGUAUGGUAAUCGUGCCGAAACUUGAAGUGCAACCUCGCCAUGUCAUCUAUGCUGAACACGACCGCGGCUUUGCAGCACAAAACCGUGCUGCCAGCGUCGGCCAGCCCUGAAACGCUCAUACGUCUGCUUCAGAAACACACAUUUUUCAUCGAGUGUGAUCCUCAUAUGGUUUCCUACGACAAGGUCCCAAUGUCUUCACCAGCACCUGUCAUCCCAUCAGAGCGCAAAGUUGCAGCUCUGGCCGGGCGGGAACCCGAGUGCUACAAAGUGACAGAUCGCGUACACGCUCUGCCGGCCGGUCUCUGGGACAAAGACGUGGAGAGCAUAUACGAGUUUGUUGAUAUUGAAGAAGGGACUUUUGUGAGGAUUAGAAGUCCCCUUGGGGUGACCAUGGAGACGGUCUGGGAAGUCCAUGAGGGAGAUCGAGGCCAUGAGCUGGUCGAGGACGUUGUAAUCAAGUGCUCCAGACUCUUGAUCGGCACAGUCCGAGGAACCUGUGAAGCCGGGUGGGAAGGCAUCCAUGCGAAGAUGGUAGCUCAUUUGCAGGACACACCCGAGGGAGGGACUGAAUCCGCCUAAGCAGACUGUGUGCCGGAACAAGCAUUCAUCAUGUCAAUUGCAAGAUUGAUGGUUCCUCUUCGACGCGUCGGCGCGCUACUCUAUCUUUACCAGGUAGACUUGGACGCCAAUGGCAGCAUAACUUCGUUACAGAGCCUUUCAUUCCGAACAUCAAUUACCCCUUGGCAUAGAAGGUCACGUAUAUCGACGCGGGACGGGGCAUCAUUCUGC